Molecule: messenger RNA, 506 nt
Organism: Linum tenue
Lineage: Eukaryota; Viridiplantae; Streptophyta; Magnoliopsida; Malpighiales; Linaceae
Source: the annotation of a GenBank genome assembly
UUACUUCGGGAAGAGAACCCUGUCCGAUUACCAGACUUCUUCGAUUUCAACUCUAUCCCCCAUAGAUUGGCGGGUAAAUUACUCCAUCAUUUCAAAUUUCCCAAUUUCGAGAAACGAGCUCCGAGCGGAAACCCUAGAUUGAGGCGACGGAGGAAGAAAUGGGAUGUGAUCAUCAUCGUAACCAAUCCGCUGACGGUCUGGUGAUUCUGUUGAUGAAAGCCCACCAUGAUCUCGCAGCGGUUCAGUUCAAGCUGGAGAAGGAGUUUCAACAGACUUACCCUGAGAAUGCAAAUCCCGUGAAGCUGGUUAAUAGGAUAAAGAAGAUACAGGAGGAAGUUUCAGGGCUAAAGGAGCAGUGUCGUGAGCUUAUUGCUGCAAAGCAGGUGCUUCUCCGCUUGGUUUCUGUCAAUUUGGAUUGUCCAGGAUAGUCAAACAACCAAAAUGCUUUCGGAUUGGAUUGGUUAGUAGUAGUGAAUCAGUGAUGGUGCACUUCUGAGUAAUCAGAU